UUGAACAACUUGGAGCAUCGCGUUUCAGACACAAUCAAUCCCCACGCGCGCACUGUCCCAAACGAAGAAACAGAGCAAACCCAAAAAUGGUUCCGACAAAGCUCGAUCUGAGUGUGAUCCCAUGUUUAGCUUCUGACCAUGUUUGAUUUUGAUACAACUACUCAACAACAACAACAACAACAACGGUGUCACAUUAUUGGUAGCAUCAGAAGCAGUAGCAGUAGUGGAUAACAUGAAUAGCAGUGGUGGCAGUAGUAGCGGAACGAUGAUGAUGGGUUUCAGCAAUAGCAGCAGUUAUAAUAGGUCACCUUUCACUGUCUCUCAGUGGCAGGAACUGGAGCAUCAAGCUUUGAUUUUCAAGUACAUGGUUGCUGGUCUUCCUGUUCCUCCUGAUCUUGUCCUUCCCAUUCAGAAGAGCUUUGACUCCAUCUCACACACCUUCUUCCAACACCCUUCAUUGAGUUAUUGCUCCUUCUAUGGGAAGAAGGUGGACCCAGAGCCAGGAAGAUGCAGGAGGACUGAUGGAAAAAAGUGGAGGUGCUCCAAGGAAGCGUACCCGGACUCCAAGUACUGUGAGCGCCACAUGCACCGUGGCCGAAACCGUUCAAGAAAGCCUGUGGAAUCUCAAACUAUGACACAAUCACCAUCAGCCGUGACAUCACUGACUGUCACUGGUGGCAAUAGCAGAACUGGAAUUUUCCAGAACCUUCCCACAGAUGCCUUUCGUAAUCUCCAAGGUACUGGUUCUGGAACCGACCGAGCCGAUUAUCAUCUAGAUUCCAUUCCCUAUGGGAUUCCAAGUAAAGAAUACAGGUAUCUUCAAGGGCUAAAAUCUGAUGGUGGUGAACGUAGCCUCUUUUCCGAAGCUUCAGGAAGCAGUAAGGUUCUCCAAAUGGAGUCACAGCUGGAAAAUGCAUGGCCUUUGAUGUCAACCAGAGUUGCGUCUUUCUCUACAUCAAAAUCAAGCAAUAACUCCAUGUUGCAGAGUUACUAUCCCCAGCAUUCAUUUCUAUCCAGCGAAUAUCCGUCCGGGGAAGCUGUGAAGGAGGAGGGCCAGCCGCUUCGCCCUUUCUUCAAUGAAUGGCCUAAAAGCAGGGAGUCAUGGUCUGGUCUGGAAGAUGAGAGAUCCAACCAAACAGCCUUCUCCACAACUCAACUCUCAAUGUCCAUUCCCAUGUCAUCUUCUGACUUCUCUGCAACCAGCUCUCAAUCCCCACAUGAUAACUAAGAGCUUUCCUUCAGGGUUUUCCAUGCAAAGUGGUGGAAGGACCAACAGGUGUAGUACUAGUUGGAUAUGUGUGGUCCAAAUAAGUCCUUUGUUCAUGUAUUUUUAUUUUUAUUUUUUAUUCAAGCUGAGCUGUGCACAACUUCAUGUAACCUCAGCUGUUUGUUAUAUGCAAGACCAACUGCUACCCAUCUAGUGUGUGGGUAUUUGUAGAACCCCCAGAACAUUUUUCCUUUUAUAUUCAAUGAACAAACAUAAACAUUUCCUCCUGAUUCAA
Messenger RNA from Lotus japonicus, 1502 nucleotides. RefSeq names its product growth-regulating factor 4-like. The record is from RefSeq and is a predicted model, not a curated record. Gene Ontology annotation, biological process: DNA-templated transcription; developmental process; regulation of DNA-templated transcription. The transcript has 4 exons. Lineage: Eukaryota; Viridiplantae; Streptophyta; Magnoliopsida; Fabales; Fabaceae. The coding region runs from base 233 to 1228 and encodes 331 amino acids. Gene Ontology annotation, cellular component: nucleus. Gene Ontology annotation, molecular function: ATP binding.